AAGACUUGAAUGAGAAGUUUCAACGUUUUUCCCUAUACCAGUUUUCUUUUUAAUAUAAAGAAAAUACAGGUUCAUAUAAGUUUCAACUUUUUACACACACUUACCCGAGCACGAUGAACAGAAACGGUAUAUCUAGUGCUGUUCCCGAUACGCCGGAACGCGAAAGACAGGGAUCAGAAUCAUCAGACUCUGAAUAUGUCGAGAAUGUUCAUGUGGAAUUGGCACCCAUUCUUCCCAUAGUUCAUGUAUCCACGCAUGAAGAAGACGAAGAGGAAUUCUUGAAAAUUCGUGCCAAAUUGUACAGGUUCGAUGCUGCUUCUGAUCCACCAGAAUGGAAAGAACGAGGUACAGGAGAAUUAAAAAUCCUCCGUCACAAAGAAAAAAGUUCAUUUAGAGUAGUGAUGAGACGUGACAAAACCUUAAAGGUGUGCCUGAAUCACUACGUCACUCCAAUGAUGGAUCUGAAAAGGAGCAGUAACAACGAAAAGGCAUUUAUCUAUAGUGUUUUGGCCGACUACACUUUUGAAACAACAAGAAGCGAAUGUUUCGCUCUCAAAUUUGCUACAGUUGACAAUGCAAUGCAUUUCAAAUCAUCGUUUGAAAAAGCUAAAGAAAUAUUAAAGACUGAUUGUGACUUAUACAAUGGAAAAAUUGACAAUGAAAUUCAAGAGGAGUGUGAGAAAAUUUUGAAGGAGGAGGAAGAAGCAAAAGAAGACGAGGAGCUUGAUAUUUCAAAAAAAUUAUCAGAACUUGAAGUGAGUGAAGGAGAAAAAGGUUCCGAAAAAGAGGAAAAUGUUGAAGAACCUGAAAAAUCCUUAGAAACAGAAAAAUAGUUGGCUGAAUUUUUAUUAUUAUAAUAAAUAUAACUUUUUUUUCUUUACUAUUAAGUUUUAAGAUAAAGUUGAGGUGUAAUUGUAGGACUGUGCGCAUCUGAUAUUAGUUAAUCUUAUCGCAUUCCUAAUUGAUAUAUUUUUUUAUAAUGUUGCUAAGUAUAUUUUGUAACAAUUUUAUGAUUUUAAAGGGAAUAAUGAGAUGUUCUACAUGAAAAUGUAUGGUGAUUUUAAUUUAUCAAAAAGCUUGAAACCUAGGUAUCAGAUUCUGAGAAAUUAUGAAAAAUAAAGGUAGCUUUUCAUAGAAGAGGCCCUUAGAAUUAGAAUCUUCAAUAAGUGACUAUUUUGAAUUUUUCAAAAAGCACCCUGUUCUCCAAAAUCAAAAUUUAAUGAAUAUUACCUUAUGUGUAUUUUUUCCCAAGAUGGAUUUUGACAUUGAAUACUUUGAAACAUAAACAAUAACGCUUUGCCCUGAUUUGGUCGCGAAAUGCAGUGUCCCUGCAGGUUGGAAUCAGUUUCCAAUGGAUGUCUUGCAAAUGACAUGUUGCGAUGAAUAAGCACUAAGCAGCAUUGUUUAUGUUUCAAAGUUGACAGUGUUAAAAUCUAUCUUGGGGAAAAAUACAGUAUAGGUACUUUAUUUUGCACUCCAUGAUCAUAACAUGCACUACUGGACAAAAUAGAUAAUGGUAAUUUUUUUUGUACAACCCACACUGUAAGAGCUCAUUUCGUAACUCAUUUUAGUCUGUUCAGUUACGUAAUAAUUUUAUUAUCGUAUUUAGUAAUGUAAUGAGCUCAUUACAUCACUAGUGAUGUAAUAUAAAUCACUAGUGAUGUAAUGAGCUCAUAACGUAACUCAUUUUUAUUGAAAAACAGCACUUUUUGAAACAUAUUUAUUCGAAUACAUAAAAAAAAAUCUGGGUCGUACAUAAAGUGUUGUAUAUCACACCUAAGAUAACGCUCAUUACACCAC
Messenger RNA from Ceutorhynchus assimilis (cabbage seed weevil), 1800 nucleotides. NCBI's taxonomy places the organism in Eukaryota, Metazoa, Arthropoda, Insecta, Coleoptera, Curculionidae. The record is from the annotation of a GenBank genome assembly.